This is a messenger RNA of Pteronotus mesoamericanus, 2157 nucleotides long. RefSeq names its product solute carrier family 28 member 3 (gene SLC28A3). The record is from RefSeq and is a predicted model, not a curated record. Gene Ontology annotation, molecular function: purine-specific nucleoside:sodium symporter activity; pyrimidine- and adenosine-specific:sodium symporter activity. The coding region runs from base 1 to 2157 and encodes 718 amino acids. Gene Ontology annotation, cellular component: plasma membrane. NCBI's taxonomy places the organism in Eukaryota, Metazoa, Chordata, Mammalia, Chiroptera, Mormoopidae. The transcript has 19 exons. Gene Ontology annotation, biological process: purine nucleoside transmembrane transport; pyrimidine nucleoside transport.
AUGGGGAGGAACCGAGUGCUCCAGAUCACACAUCUGAAAGGAAUUCAGAGACCAGCGAAUUCCAAGAAGAGCCAAGAGCUCAUGGAGCUGAACAAUGUGACCACCUCUGAAGCUGAAGGCUACGGAAACGCUGGCUUCCAGAAUGAAGAAGACAUUCAUGAAAACCAGAACACAUCAGGAAACGACCCUUUAAGAAACAGAGUUGUGCAAAACAGAGAACAUGUCAACGCCAAACAGGGCGAAGAGCAGGUCACUAUGGAGCAGGAUUCUCUAAGAAAUGAAGAAGAUGAGGAGGACGAUCAAGAGAUGCAUCCAAAAGGAUAUCUGGCAAGGAAGUAUGCUACAGUGUGUGCUUUUUGUAAGAAACACAAAAGAACCAUUCGGCACAUCACCUGGGGCAUCUUAUUAGCAGCUUACCUGGCUAUGGUGAUUGCAGCCUGCGUGCUGAAUUUUCACAGAGCCCUUCCUCUUUUCGUGAUCACCCUGGCUGUCAUCUUCUUUGUGAUCUGGGAUCACUUUAUGGCCAAAUAUGAACCUCGAAUUGAUGCGUUCCUGUCUCCUGGCAGAAGACUCCUGGACAGCCAUUGGUUCUGGCUGAAGUGGGUCAUUUGGAGUUCACUGAUCCUGGGGGUUAUCCUCUGGCUGUUCCUUGACACCGCCAAACUGGGCCAACAGCAGCUGGUGUCCUUCGGUGGGCUCAUCAUGUACAUUGUCCUGCUAUUUCUGUUUUCAAAAUACCCAACCAAAGUUUACUGGAGGCCUGUCUUUUGGGGACUUGGGUUACAGUUUCUUCUUGGGCUCCUAAUACUAAGAACUGAGCCAGGGUUUAUGGCCUUUAAUUGGUUGGGCAAACAAGUUCAGACAUUCUUGGCAUACACUGAUGCUGGUGCUUCAUUUGUCUUUGGUGAGAAAUACACAGACCACUUCUUUGCAUUUAAGAUCCUGCCCAUCGUGGUUUUCUUCAGCACAGUCAUGUCCAUGCUCUACUACCUCGGACUGAUGCAGUGGAUCAUUAGAAAGGUUGGAUGGACAAUGCUAGUUACUAUGGGAUCCUCUCCUAUUGAAUCUGUAGUUGCUGCUGGCAACAUAUUCGUCGGACAGUCGGAGUCUCCGCUGCUGGUCCGGCCAUACUUACCAUACAUCACCAAGUCCGAACUCCACGCAAUUAUGACGGCUGGGUUCGCUACCAUUGCCGGAAGUGUCUUAGGCGCAUACAUUUCUUUUGGGGUUUCACCCACCCACUUGUUAACGGCUUCGGUUAUGUCUGCACCUGCAUCACUGGCUGUUGCCAAACUCUUUUGGCCUGAGACAGAAACACCAAAAGUAACCCUCAAGAAUGCCAUGAAAAUGGAAAAUGGUGAUUCAAGGAAUCUCCUAGAAGCCGCAACGCAGGGAGCCUCCUCAUCCAUCUCCCUGGUGGCAAACAUCGCUGUGAAUCUGAUUGCCUUCAUAGCCCUGUUGUCUUUUGUGAACUCAGCCCUGUCCUGGUUUGGAAACAUGCUGGACUAUCCACAACUAAGUUUCGAGCUAAUAUGCUCCUACAUCUUCAUGCCUCUCUCCUUCAUGAUGGGAGUGGACUGGCAGGACAGCUUUAUUGUUGCCAAACUCUUAGGUUAUAAAACAUUCUUCAAUGAAUUUGUGGCUUAUGAGCAUCUCGCAAAAUUGAUCAACUUAAGGAAAGAGGCUGGACCCAAAUUUGUGAAUGGUGUGCAGCAAUAUAUGUCGAUUCGUUCAGAGACAAUUGCCACUUAUGCUCUCUGUGGCUUUGCCAAUAUCAGUUCCCUAGGAAUAGUGGUCAGCGCUCUCACAACCAUGGCUCCUUCCAGAAAGCAUGACAUCGCCUCAGGGGCAAUGAGAGCUCUGAUUUCAGGGACAAUAGCCUGCUUCAUGACAGCCUGCAUCGCAGGCAUUCUCUCUGGGACUCCUGUGGAUGUCAACUGCCAUCACAUUUUAGAGAAGGUCUUCAACAACUCCAGUUUACCUAGAAACACAACUGAUGUCGUAUCUUGUUGCCAGAGUCUACUGAACAGCACUGUUGCCAAUGGUCCUGGCAAGGUCACCCCGGGAGGAAACCACAGCCUGUAUUCUCUGAAGAACUGCUGCCAAUUGUUGAGUCCAUCAACACUAAACUGCAGUUGGAUCCCUAAUGUAUUUUGA